AAGAAAUCAAACGGUCAAUGGGUAAUAUGUUUAAAGAAAGCAAAACGAAAGUGUAGUGUUCCCUUUACUAUCUGUAUGAAAAAUGGUGAGUUUGAGUGGAGGUUCCACCUUUCAGGCUGCCGCUCCAUUGUUAGCACUUUCUUCUCUCUCGCCGCGUCCUCUGAGGUACGCAGUGCUUGGAGCUGGUUUUGCUGGGCUUUCGGUUACUUGGCAUCUCUUGAAGCUGUGUCCUAAGGAUGUACCUAUACGUAUUGACUUAUAUGACGAAGCUGGCAUUGGUGGCGGGGCGUCUGGAGUUGCUGGAGGGCUUCUUCACCCUUAUUCUCCAAAAGUUAAACUUCUCUGGAAAGGUGCUGAAUGUUGGGCUGAGUGCUUAAAGCUUUUGAGCGUUGCAGAAUCAGCUCUUCACCCCAAAGAGUUGGAUAGUGAGAUGGAUGAAUGCCAGAAUAUGAAUGAACUCAUUGUUCUAAGACGGGGCAUCUUGAGGCCUGCAAUUAGCUUGAAGAAUUUGAUGGUGUUAAAAGAAAAUGCUCGGAAUGGACUCGAUAGCUGCAGGAUCGAAACGAUUGAUGAAGUUUCUGCCCGAGAUCUUGUUCCUGAGCUUUGUGUUCCUCUAAAUACAGCUUUUUACAUGCCUCAAGCAGUAAAUAUCAAUUCUCAACGUUAUCUUGAGGCGCUAUUUAUAGCAUGUGAAAAUCUGACCAAGGAAACAUCCACCUCAGGUUUUGGUCAUAAGGAGUUGUAUUUGCAGAAAAAAUCUAUUAACAAACUGCGUGAACUAGAAGGGACAUACGAUGCUGUGAUAGUUUGUCUAGGUGCCAAAAUGGUCAUGCUUCCUGAACUUACUGGAAAGCUUCCUUUGAGAACUUGCCGAGGUGUAGUUGCUCAUUUUCAGCUACACGAUGAUAUCAGCAAUGCAUACCCAGGGCUUGGGCCUUCUAUAUUGUCAGACGCAUGGCUAGCCAUACGAGGUCCAAGAAGUUUAUAUAUGGGUUCAACAUGGGAAUGGAAAUCAACAAAUUCGUCACCUGAAGUUUCAGAAGAGGAAAGUUCAAGAGCGGUUGCAGAACUUUUACCAAAAGUGUCUGCCAUUUAUCCAUCUAUAAAGGAGUGGAGUUUCAUAAGAGCAAGGGGUGGUCUCAGGGCAAUGCCACCACUCAAUCCUCAUGGAUCUCUUCCUCUUAUGGGUUGUAUAGAUGAAAUUAUAAGACACAACAGCUCUUGCAAGUACUGGGUAUUUGGAGGGCUUGGUUCAAGGGGAUUAUUGUACCAUGGUUGGCUUGGGAAAUUAACAGCGCAGGCUGUGCUUACAUGUAAUGAUGAACUAAUUCCAUCUGAACUGACCUCUUGGAAGAAAAUAAUGAACAGUUAAUCCAUUUUCUCUUUCCCCAUUCA
Messenger RNA from Cucumis melo (muskmelon), 1395 nucleotides. RefSeq lists its product as uncharacterized. The transcript is spliced from 9 exons. Lineage: Eukaryota; Viridiplantae; Streptophyta; Magnoliopsida; Cucurbitales; Cucurbitaceae. The coding region runs from base 83 to 1372 and encodes 429 amino acids. The record is from RefSeq and is a predicted model, not a curated record. Gene Ontology annotation, molecular function: oxidoreductase activity. Gene Ontology annotation, cellular component: cytoplasm.